AUGGCCAGCGCGGCGUGCCAUAGCCGCGAGGAGUUCACGCCCUUGCUGAGCCUGCGCAAGAAGAACCUUUCACCCGAGCACCUCAAGACGUUUCGUAAGUUUGCCAAAGGCAAAGGUGGCCAGAAGACGGUCCACGAAACCAGCCACACGUUUCAGGUCCUCGGGGGGGAUAACCCCGCCGAGGCUGUGUUCAGCCAGGCGAAGAAUCAACUUCGGCGUGUCAAUCGUCUUGGUCGAGACGCUGCUAAGACAGUCUCCAAAUCGUUUUUGGCCGCGCAAUGGUCCCUGCACAGACCAGGCCUCCUGAAUCUUCUCCAAGCCUUCAGGGCAUACCAAGCGUGGAACGUUGAUCGUUUGGGUGUGGACCCUUAUGAUCAACUCACGGAAGAUCGGCCUUGGGAGCGCGAUAGAAACAGCGCUGGCACUCCGCAGAAAAGCUUCUGGGCGCGGCUUAACGUGCCAUCUUCAGUGGGCCAGAUUUCUCCCAUUCCGAUGGCCAUGGGCGACAGGCAACGACUGGCAGCACAGCAGAUGCAGAUGCGCUCGCCACAGGACAAAGCCAUGAUGAAGAGGUCUCGCAUGAUGCCGGCCGUGCAAAAUCCGGAGAAGACUGCGCUUGAGGCCGCUGCUGAAAUGGCUGCAAGUUCGUCGAGUUCAAGGACUGCGCUGCGCCUUCAUGAAAUGCUGCCCAAGGAGGCACAGGAGGCCGCCGCCGCCGCUCUUGCCACCCACAAAGCGCGGCCAAGGCGGACGAUGAUGCCAGACGCGACAUCCGCCGAGGCUGAGCUCUCUGCUGCGCCGAAGAAGGCCUCACCCAAGCCGCCUGCACGCAAAAGACGAGGUCCCCAGUGA
This is a messenger RNA of Symbiodinium natans, 852 nucleotides long. Lineage: Eukaryota; Dinophyceae; Suessiales; Symbiodiniaceae. The record is from the annotation of a GenBank genome assembly.